Molecule: messenger RNA, 4224 nt
Organism: Arabidopsis arenosa
Lineage: Eukaryota; Viridiplantae; Streptophyta; Magnoliopsida; Brassicales; Brassicaceae
Source: the annotation of a GenBank genome assembly
GCUGGCUUCAUCACAGCUACGACCAUGAGCUACCACAACGAGGAAGAAGAGGAAGGAGACACCAACGAUUGCUUCUACGAGUCUCUUGAUCGUUUAGCUUCUUCCUCUUCUUGCUCUUGUUCCGCUUCUAACUCUGAUUACGAUUCCGAAUCCUCUCCUCGGAUCUCCUCCGCCGCUUCUCAUGACUCUGAAGAACUCAACGGUGGUGGUCGUCGCCGUCGAUAUCCAUUCCCAGUUCCUCGGUUUCCAAUGGGAGCCUCGAAGUUCGACGUUUGGAUCUCUGAACCUGCUUCUGUCUCUGAGAGGCGUUCCAAGCUUUUAAACGAAAUGGGUCUUAGCCGUGACCCGGUUCUCUCUCGGUUAAAACCCGUUUCGGAGUCCAGCUCCAAAGAAACCGGAGCCGGCAGCUUCGAGAUUUCCCGAUCGAUCUCGUGUAAUCAAUUGGCUCGGCGAGAUCAUGGAGAGUGUUCUGAAACUGUCGGCGGUUGUGCUUCUUGUAUCGUGAGAUCGAAAUCCGACAUUACCACUAGCCAAUGUGGUGAUCGUGAACGUCGAUAUACGUCUCUUGGUAAUUCUUGUUCUUGUUCAGUCUCUAAACUCUCUGUUCAUCAUCCUUCACAUUCAGAGAUCAGUAGAACCAGCCCACCAUUUGUGAAAUGCAGUUUGGGAUCAGUUAGUGCUGAUUCGUGUGAGAAUUCAUUGCGGUUAAAUGGAGAUACUGAUUGUGUACUGAGCGAGAGUGUAGUGAAUGAGGAAGUGGAAGUGUGUACUAUAAAGAAUCUUGAUAAUGGGAAAGAAUUUGUGGUGAAUGAGAUUCAAGAAGACGGUACAUGGAAAAAGGUGAAGGAAGUGGGAACUGGAACACAGAUGACGAUGGAGGAGUUUGAGAUGUGUGUUGGGCAUUCUCCCAUUGUUCAGGAGCUUAUGAGAAGACAGAACGUUGAGGAUUCUGAUAAGAACACGUCUAAGGAAAACGAAGACAGUGGGAAUAGUAAUAAGGAUAAUGCAUCUAAGUCUAAGAAGAAAGGAAGUUGGUUUAAGAGCAUAAAGAGUGUUGCAAGUAGUAUGACUGGUCAUAGCAAAGAGAGACGAAGCAGCGAUGAUAGAGAUACAUCGUCAGAGAGAGGUGGUCGGAGGUCGAGCUCUGCUACUGAUGAUUCUCAGGAAUCUUCUUUUCACGGGCCAGAAAGAGUUAGGGUUAGACAGUAUGGGAAAUCAUCUAAAGAGCUCACGGCAUUGUACAAGACGCAGGAGAUUCAAGCGCAUAAUGGUUCUAUUUGGAGCAUUAAGUUUAGUUUGGAUGGUAAAUAUCUUGCUAGUGCUGGUGAGGAUUGCAUCAUUCAUAUCUGGCAAGUCGUCGAGGCUGAGAAGAAGGGAGAGUUGCUACUUGAUAGACCGGAACUGUUGCUUUUGGCUAAUAAUGGGUCUCCAGAACCAACUACUAUGUCACCAAGGAGAAGAGGGAGAACUUCUAUAAGUAGAAAGUCAUUGAGUUUAGAGAACAUAUUUGUUCCAGAUUCUCUUUUCGGGCUUUCGGAAAAGCCCUUUUGUUCCUUUCAGGGACAUGUGGAUGAUGUACUUGACCUUGCUUGGUCCAAGUCUCAGCAUUUGCUUUCUUCAUCAAUGGAUAAAACAGUUCGUUUGUGGAACUUGUCCAGCCAGACUUGCUUGAAAGUAUUUUCGCACAGUGAUUACGUGACUUGCAUCCAAUUUAAUCCGGUCGAUGAUAGAUACUUCAUCAGCGGAUCCUUAGAUGCAAAAGUUCGCGUCUGGAGCAUUCCAGAUCGUCAAGUAGUUGACUGGUAUGAUCUUCAUGAGAUGGUCACUUCUGCUUGCUACACUCCAGAUGGUCAGGGUGCGUUGGUUGGUUCAUACAAAGGUAGCUGUCGCAUGUAUAGUGCAUCAGAUAACAAGCUGCAACAGAAAAGCCUGAUAAAUUUACAGAACAAGAAGAAGAAAGCUCAUCAAAAAAAGAUAACUGGUUUCCAGUUUGUGCCUGGGAGCUCAUCUGAAGUGCUUGUCACAUCUUCCGAUUCAAGGAUCCGUGUUGUUGAUGGAACUGAUCUAGUUAACAAACUUAAAGGGUUUCGGAAUACGAGCAGCCAGAUAUCUGCCUCAAUCACAGCAGAUGGGAAAUACGUAGUUUCAGCGAGCGAGGAUUCGCAUGUGUACAUAUGGAAAUACGAAUCCCCUGCUUCUCGGCCAAGCAGAAGUAACAACAACAAGAACGUGACGGUCACAAACUCUUACGAGCAUUUCCAUAGCCAAGACGUCUCUGCAGCCAUCUCAUGGCCCGGAAUGGCUUCAACAGAAAACUGGGGAACUCAAAACAGAGCCGGGUUUAACGGAAACACCAAUAAUUUGGACAAUGUCUCCACAGCUAACCAUCCGCCUACACUGGUAGACCAGCCGGGGACAGUGGACCGAUUAAACAGUCCACGAAACGGGAUCAUUUCAAGCACAACAAACGGAUACUUUUUCGAUAGAAUGUCAGCGACUUGGCCUGAAGAGAAACUGUUGUUUGGAAGGAACAGAAGUGGGAAUCGUUUGAGUACGGAUUUGUCGUCGUCAAAUGGAAACUCAGGGAAUGUAUCAGCUUCUUGGGGAAUGGUGAUUGUCACUGCAGACCAAAAAAUGGGGAGGAAGAGAAAGCACAGCGAGACUGUUGCGGCGGCACCGGUGAAGCAGAACGAUUCUGCUCCGGAGAGACCUAAAAGGACUCUUUUGGGUUGGAAAGAUAAGAACGAAGAUGCUGAGGACUCUAAACCUGCGUCUGUAUUCAGGAAUAAAGAGAAGGUUCUCGUUACUUGUUCCCGUCGCAUCAGUUUCAGGUAUCGGCAUUUGAUGUUGAACAUGGUGUCACUUUUACCUCACUGUAAGAAGGAUAGUAAGGUGGAAGCUAAGAGCAGUAGAGGUGCCACUCUUAAUGAGCUCAUCGAGCUUAAGGGCUCUUCUUCCUGUUUGUUUUUCGAGUGUAGGAAGCACAAAGAUCUUUACAUGUGGAUGGUCAAGUCCCCUGGUGGACCUUCCGUUAAGUUCUUGGUUAAUGCUGUUCACACAAUGGAGGAGCUGAAACUCACUGGAAAUCAUCUGAAAGGUUCACGCCCACUUCUGACAUUCUCAUCCAAUUUUGAAAAAGAUGCACACUGGAAACUUCUGAAAGAGAUGUUAACUCAGAUUUUUGGAAUUCCCGAGGGACAUAGGAAGUCUAAACCUUACCAUGACCAUGUGUUUGUUUUCUCCAUUGUUGAUGACCAUAUAUGGUUCCGUAAUUACCAGAUAUCAGUACCUCAUAACGAGUCAGACAAGAUUGCACGAGGCGAUCUGGAUAAAAUGACUCUUAUUGAGGUUGGUCCAAGGUUUUGUUUAAAUCCAAUUAAGAUAUUUGGAGGCAGCUUUGGAGGUCCAACGCUUUACGAGAACCCAUUCUAUGUAUCUCCAAACCAGUUUAGGAAGCACAAAGAUCUUUACAUGUGGAUGGUGAAGUCCCCUGGUGGACCUUCCGUUAAGUUCUUGGUUAAUGCUGUUCACACAAUGGAGGAGCUGAAACUCACUGGAAAUCAUCUGAAAGGUUCACGCCCACUUUUGACAUUCUCAUCCAAUUUUGAAAAAGAUGCACACUGGAAACUUCUUAAAGAGAUGUUAACUCAGAUUUUUGGAAUUCCCGAGGGACACAGGAAGUCUAAACCUUACCAUGACCAUGUGUUUGUGUUCUCCAUUGUUAAUGACCAUAUAUGGUUCCGUAAUUACCAGAUAUCAGUACCUCAUAACGAGUCAGACAAGAUUGCACGAGGCGAUCUGGAUAAAAUGACCCUCAUUGAGGUUGGUCCAAGGUUUUGUUUAAAUCCAAUUAAGAUAUUUGGAGGCAGCUUUGGAGGUCCAACGCUUUACGAGAACCCAUUCUACGUUUCUCCAAACCAGAUUCGAGCUUUGGAGAAAAGAAAUAAAGCUGGGAAAUUUGCUAAGAAAAUCAAGGCGAAAACAAGAAGAAAGAUGCAUGAACUCUCAAACCCAUUGGAGCCUGAUGAAUUUACAGACAUGUGGAAUGAUGAAUGAUAAAAUUCGUUUUUUUUGGUGUUGUAAACUUCCAAAUUCACAGAAUCAACACAAUUUUGUCUUUAUUGCUUUUUACUCUGUUUUCUUCUCUCCCUCUAUCUAUCAAAAAGUGAGAUUCUUUUCUUGCAAAUUAACACAGAGUUCUCUAAGUAAAGACUGCAUCUUUAC